AUGAUCUCGAAAUCCUGCAACGUUUGUCUGUGCGUGCAUCACACUUGCCGGAUUAAUGCUCCUCAGGACGAGGAAACGUUGGACACUUUUGAAGAGAAACUUGUGCGAAUUGCACAUUUCAAAUAUGGACUGCAUAACAAUGACGUGAUCACUUCUGAAACUCUUCCAUCUGUGUAUUUCCUGUCUAUUUUGGCUAAGAUUCUACCAUGGCAAUUCUGGCGAGAAUAUGCGAGUCCUAUCUCUUCCAAAUCGGCGGUUACAAGCAGAAAGAAUAAAAACUUUCAUCGUCUAUUCAUGUUUCUCCCCGGAACUAACAAUAACGGAUUGACCUCGGAUCUCAACGAUGGGACCCAGGACGAUCGAGCAAAGAGGCAUGCGGAAAUGCGCCUGACCUGGAGAGAGAGUGAAUCCUCAACUUCCCGAAAAUCGGCUUCUCUCUCGAAAUACUCAACCACAGAACCGCGGCCUCGUCAGCCUCGGACGACACGGGCUGAGCCUCCUGUCUCGGCCCUACCUGCUUUGAAAACAGCGACCAUGCAAGACUGUGUGAUUGCUCGUCGUCUCUACCGGAAAAACGUGAGUCUGGAGGAGGAGACUUUUAAUGAGGAGAUCAUCUCGGAGAGUGGGCUGAGUAGACACUCCAGAAAGCCUCCAUUCUCGCCCCACCAGCACCAAAAGUCUCCGAUGGCCUGGAGCGACCGACCAGCCACGACAGCUCAUGCGGUUGCCAACGGCACUGAUGCACCGACCCCCAAAAAGAGGACUCGCAGCAUCAGCGCCGACUCCGUCCUCCACCGCUCGCAGAGUCCUCAAUCACAGCCAGUGUCCACGGCUCAACCCAAACCACGGUCUCACCAUCGUCUGCCGGCCGACUUUGAGCCGACCUCAGCCACCCGACUGCAUUUGUCACGGUCCACUGCUCACAGACUCUCCGGCGUCACAUCUGGCCAGUGUCUUUCGGAAGAUGGAGACUUGAAUGCAAAUACUUUCAGCAUUAAACUGUCUAAGGCGGUAAUUUGUAUGCCAAACACUUUUGAGGUGCCUCAGAUGUUGAGUGACCAUCCUUUGAACGGUCAAGGAGAGGACGAGUACACUAUUGAUGCGAACUUCUCUGCCGUUAGUAGCCACUCGGCCUAUCGUGCCGGAGAUACAGACGACGAUUGCACCCAUUGUAACCUCACCUUUUCGGCUUUUCGCAUGUCCGGCGUAGACUCGAACCAAAAUUCAACAGGCCCAUCAGUUGCCGAUUCGCAUCAGUCAGCCUCUUCAGACCUGCUUGAUUCGGUCACUAGCAACGCUUCAAACACCGGAACCGAUUCGCCCCCUUUCAUAGCUACUAUUCGACCGAGACGCCAACAGGCCGAGUUGCUGCCGCCGGUAAAGCCACGUUCGUCGUCUCAUACUCUCAAACCGGACGAGCUCUCAUUUCCUCUAGAUUCCUGUCAAUCGAUAGAGCCUGGUAGGCAACCAGACACACUAGAGGACCCCUUGAUCCAGGACGCCCGUACUUCGCACUUUUGCAUGAAGCUGCCCAUUCGAGAUACUACAAGCGAUCCCGGCAGAUUCAGAGAACACCAAAAUGGCAAUCUUCUUAAAUGCUCUUGUCCUUCACUCGAUAACCCAGAAAUCGAAAUCACUCUCACUUCUGAUCAUGCUGAUUGUGAGCUUCUAGCCGACAAACAACUGAAUCCGCUUGCCUCUUCUUCUUUUUCUGACCCCUUCAUCACUCAAACUAUUUUAAAUGGUCAUGCAUCCUUACAAUUGCCUUGUAUUUCACAUGAUUUAAUUGAUUCCCCACCUCUUCCGUCACAUUCUGACGUUUCUAAGGAAUCGGAUGCGCACCUUCUCAACAAUUCGGAGCAGUUCCUUGCGACCAAAUGCUUCUCGGAUUCUCAUGUUCCUCAUUCUACUGAGUUCUGCGCAUCUCGUGACCAUUUAAAGCCUGGUGAGUGA
Protopolystoma xenopodis is the source of this 1953-nucleotide messenger RNA. NCBI's taxonomy places the organism in Eukaryota, Metazoa, Platyhelminthes, Monogenea, Polystomatidea, Polystomatidae. The record is from the annotation of a GenBank genome assembly.